AUGAGCUGCAAGCCAUCAAAACGAAGCGGAAUUGGCCUGUCGUAUCACCUCUCGACCUACUGGGACACCCGCUUCGCUUCGGAUCCGCGAGAAACAAACGGUUUCGAAUGGCUUUCCUCGUCGUCCUCCUUGCUUGCUCUUGUCCCACGGUCUCUGCUCCUGCGCAGCCCGCCAAUACGGAUCCUGCACAUCGGCGUGGGAACAUCACGUCUUUCGCUCGACAUUGUGCGGUACUGGCGUCAGCACUCGCCCGAGGACUGGAAAGAGCGAGCGAGGAACAUUGUCAACGUUGACUUCUCGCAGAACAGCAUCGACUUUCAACGGCGGGCUGAGCGGCAGUUCUUGCAAGAAGUAGGAGAGGUUGCGACGGGGGAAGGGCUGAUGCAGUACCACGUGCUGAAUUUGCUCGACUGGGAGCAAGUGCGAUGUGUUCUGGGAGGGCCGCCGUUCGAUGUGGUGCUGGAUAAGAGCACCACCGACUCCAUCUCCACGGGGGAUGAUACCUCCUUCGCUUCCAUCACCCAGGCACCUGCAGAGGCAUAUCAUCCAACACUUCUGCAACUAUCGAAGCAGUACAAGGCAAACGAGACCGGGGUAGCAACGACCCAAGUGCUGGGCAUCCACCUAGCCGCUCUGGUGCAACGCGGAGGUGUCUGGCUGUGUCACAGUUACAGCUCUGCUCGUUGGGAGGAUGUUAUAGCGGAAGCGGAGGUGUGGCCGUGGAAGCAAGUGGAGAGGACGCCAGUGACGGUCGAUUCUUCUGAUCUCAAUGCUCCGCAGAUUUGUCAUUAUGUCUAUACCCUACACCGCACCUGA
Sporisorium graminicola is the source of this 816-nucleotide messenger RNA. RefSeq lists its product as uncharacterized. The coding region runs from base 1 to 816 and encodes 271 amino acids. NCBI's taxonomy places the organism in Eukaryota, Fungi, Basidiomycota, Ustilaginomycetes, Ustilaginales, Ustilaginaceae. The transcript has a single exon. The record is from RefSeq and is a predicted model, not a curated record.